UUUCUGUUCAGUCGUGUUUGCUCAAAGAAAAGAGAAUAUCAUACUACUGUUAACAAGUAUGAAAUGGAACUGCUUGAGGAAAAGAGAAAACAAGAUCAGCUACAAGUUCAGAUUCGGUGUCUCAGGAAGAUUUAUUUGAACCAGAAUGAAACAUCUUCACAAGAGUUAAACAUCAGUGAAGUACUGCAGAGUUUGCAGUUGGAGGCAGAGAGCAUUCUCAAAGAUGUAUCAGAAAUGGAAAGUGAACUUCUCUGCAUAGAGGCAGAGUUACAGCAGGAAGAAAGUGCUAGAAAAGAAACAAUGCAGUUCUGGGAAGCUUGUUCAGGAACUCACUGUGAUGCAGAGGAACUUAAAGAAGAGUUAAAGAAAGAUAACGAAAGACUUUUGCAAGUCAUUAACUUCUGGACUCCUAAAGUAAAGAUACUACUUCAACUUUCUUCAGAGCUAGAUGUCAGAACUGCCAAUUAUUCUAAAAAUGCUGAUGUUGAAUUGAAACAGAGAAAAGGGAAAAGUGAAGAAUUGCUUCAGGAACUGAACGCUCUUAAAGAACAACUGGCCCCUGGUGGCUCUGCCAGUCUCGCAUUAGAAGAAGAGAACUACAAGCUGCAUAACAAAUUAAAGGCUGCAGAGCAAGAUAUAAAGACUAUGGAAGUAAAAAUUCAGAAGUUGGAAAAUGUCGUAAGUGAAGUAGGAAAAAAUGCCAAAGAGAAAGAUGACAGGAUAAACAAGUUACAAGCACAGAUAAGAAUACAAACAGCAACAAGUGAGCUCACCCAACUGCAAGCCAAACUGAAUGAGUCGGAGAAGUGCCUCAGAACUGCCUUAACAGAGAAUCAGACUCUUCAGGCAAAAUUAGAUAAAGGUGCUGAGUUGUACAAAGAAGAAAUUGAUCAUCUCAAAACACAAUUGGUAAAAUAUGAUAUGGAAAGAAUGAAACAAUCCAACUCUUUUGAUAUGAAACUUGCUAAUUAUAAAGCUCUUGCAGAACACCAAGAACAACAGUUAAGAAAGCUAAAAGAAGAACUUAGAAGAGCACAGCAAGAGCAAGAUGUUACUGUGGUGCUAGAAAAAGAAGCUCCUCAGCAAUCCCAAAUACCCCUUACUUGUGGUGGUGGCAGUGGUAUUGUGCAGAGCACGCAAAUACUUGUUCUAAAAUCUGAACAAACUAAGCUACAGAAAGAGAACUCGCACCUGAAGAAACAAAAUGACCUUCUACUGAGUAAUGAGCUUCAACUGAAAGAGGAACUUAGAAAAUGGAAAGAAAGAGCACUAAAAUGGAAAGAACGAUGCUCAAGAGAAACCACUCGAGAGACAGUACCAAGGUCUCCAAGGAAGACUGUGUCAUAUUCCCUUAAAGAACAAAUGCCUUCACCCUCCAAGGAACCUAUUUCUCAGGAAAUUGUGACUCAGGACAUAUCUAAGCCUCUGCCACUGACUUGUCCAACAAAUUUCUUUGAUAAUUCCAGCUUGGGUACUCUAACAGAUACACGACCUCCGGGAAUAGAGCCCACAGAAGAACAUCUUAAGCACUGGUUUGGAACGUCAGAGAAAGAUAAAGCCCCUGAUUGUACCACCCAAUAAAAGUGCUCUGUUGUAAGCUGCCUUUGCAGUUGCUACAGCCAG
Molecule: messenger RNA, 1623 nt
Organism: Pelecanus crispus (Dalmatian pelican)
Lineage: Eukaryota; Metazoa; Chordata; Aves; Pelecaniformes; Pelecanidae
Source: RefSeq, a predicted model, not a curated record